AUGGAGACCCCAGGACUGGUUGUUCGUGGGCAGGCUGCGCCCUUCUGCGCAGCACUCCGCAGCCUCAUCAACAACCCCCAAUACAGCGAUGUGUGCUUUGUGGUUGGCCAAGAGCGGCAGGAGAUAUUUGCCCACCGAUGCCUGCUGGCCUGCAGAUGCAACUUCUUCCAGCGACUCCUGGGAAUGGACCCAGGGCCCAGGGUGCCUGGGCCGGUGGUGCUGAACACAGUGCCAGCAGAUGCCUUUCUGGCAGUGCUGGAGUUCCUGUACACCAACAGUGUCCAACUGCAGCGCCACUCCGUGCUGGAGGUGCUGACAGCAGCUGUGGAGUACGAGCUGGAGGAACUGCGGGAGCUAUGCCUGGAGUUCGUGAUGAAGGUGCUGGAUGUGGAGCUGGUUUGUGAGGCUCUACAGGUGGCUGUAACCUUUGGCCUUGUGCCCCUGCAAGAGCAUUGCAUAGCCUUUAUAGAGGCUCACAGUCAGGAAGCCUUGAGGACUCGUGGCUUCCUGGAGCUGUCUGCGGCAGCGCUGCUGCCCCUGCUGCGCAGUGACAAGCUGGGCGUGGAUGAGGCCGAGUUGAUCCAGGCUGCCAGGAGCUGGGCGCGAGUGGGAGCGGCGGUGCUGGAGCGGCCUGUGGUGGAGGUGGCAGCUCCCGUGGUACCAGAGCUGAGACUGGCCUUGUUGGCCCCAGCGGAGUUGAGCGCUUUAGAGGAGCAGAACCGGCGGGAGCCGCUCUUUCCGGUGGAGCAGAUCGUGGAGGCAUGGAAAUGCCACGCUCUGAGGAGAGGAGACACAGCCCCAGGCGCUCCGUGCCGCCGCCGGAGGGGCACCUUGCCUCGGGAGCAUCACCGAUUUCUGGAUCUGCCCUUCAAGUGA
Molecule: messenger RNA, 876 nt
Organism: Ochotona curzoniae (black-lipped pika)
Lineage: Eukaryota; Metazoa; Chordata; Mammalia; Lagomorpha; Ochotonidae
Gene: BTBD19
Product: BTB domain containing 19
Exons: 8
Coding region: 1-876 (291 amino acids)
Molecular function (GO): protein binding
Source: RefSeq, a predicted model, not a curated record